AUGAUAUCAGCCGAAGGCGUGACACAGGAGUCGACCCGACGGUUGGCCACGAAGAAGCAGACGUUAGACGACGCGUACGCCAUUCCCGCCAACUUCUUGGAGAUCGAUGUCGUCAACCCUAUCACCCACGGAAUCGCUAGGAAUAGAUACACCGAUUACGAAGUCCGCAUGAGAAGCAAUCUACCGGUUUUUAAGCUGAAGGAGUCGAGCGUCAGGCGAAGGUAUAGCGACUUCGAGUGGUUGCGGAGCGAACUGGAGAGGGACUCGAAGAUAGUGGUGCCGCCGCUGCCCGGGAAGGCCUGGAAGCGACAGAUGCCGUUCCGCAACGACGAGGGCAUCUUCGAGGAGGACUUCAUCGAGGAGCGCCGUAAGGGUUUGGAGCAGUUCAUCAACAAAGUGGCCGGACAUCCGUUGGCCCAGAACGAGCGGUGUCUGCAUAUGUUCCUCCAGGAGCCCGUCAUCGACAAGAGCUACGUGCCCGGCAAGAUCCGCAACACGUAG
Molecule: messenger RNA, 501 nt
Organism: Oppiella nova
Lineage: Eukaryota; Metazoa; Arthropoda; Arachnida; Sarcoptiformes; Oppiidae
Source: the annotation of a GenBank genome assembly